Molecule: messenger RNA, 2157 nt
Organism: Fragaria vesca subsp. vesca
Lineage: Eukaryota; Viridiplantae; Streptophyta; Magnoliopsida; Rosales; Rosaceae
Product: ferric reduction oxidase 2-like
Exons: 8
Coding region: 1-2157 (718 amino acids)
Cellular component (GO): plasma membrane
Molecular function (GO): oxidoreductase activity
Source: RefSeq, a predicted model, not a curated record
AUGGAUUCCGGUGUGGUGGUCAGUAGCUCAUCACCUCCGUCCCAUGAGGGAAUCAGAAAGGCACGGGCGGCGAUAAGGCUGUUGUUAGUGUUGGUGGUGUUUGGAGGGUGUGUUCUGCUCUAUGUCAUGAUGCCCACAAACACAUAUAAGCAAAUUUGGCAGCCUCGAAUCCGAGCCAAGACCAACUCAAGUACCUAUUUUGGAUCACAAGGUGCAAGUCUUCUGGUAUUCACAUUUCCCAUUAUGUUCAUUGCUUUAAUGGGUUGUGUAUAUCUCCAUUUGGGAAAGAAGAUGAAUGAUUAUACAAUUUCUUGUGAUGGCAAAACGAAACGUUUAUCUGUGUGGAAACAGCCGAUGCUGGUCAAAGGUCCUCUUGGGAUUGUUUCUGGGAUAGAGCUUACCUUCUUCAUCAUGUUCAUUGCACUCCUAAUCUGGUCUUUCUCGACGUACUUGACUAACGGUUUUCAGAAAAUAACACCACAAUCCGCGGCAAAGAGCCAUGAAAAAGUAUGGGAAGUUAAAUUGGAGAGUGCAUCACUGAGGCUAGGGCUUGUGGGUAAUAUAUGCCUUGCACUUCUCUUCUUUCCGGUUGCUCGUGGCUCGUCAAUUUUACCUCUAUUUGGCCUCACCUCCGAAGCCAGCAUCAAGUACCAUAUAUGGCUAGGACAUAUAGCCAUGGUGCUCUUCACAGCUCAUGGAAUUGGUUACAUCAUCUAUUGGGCUGUUACAGAUCAGAUUUCUGAGAUGAUAAAAUGGGCAAAAAAUGACGUAUCAAACAUAGCUGGAGAGAUAGCUUUGCUCUCUGGACUAGCAAUGUGGGUGACUACAAUCCCUCGCAUCAGGCGCAAAAUGUUUGAGCUUUUCUUCUACACACACUACCUUUACAUCCUCUUCAUGGUCUUCUACAUCUUUCAUGUUGGCGUAUCCUAUGCUGGCCUUAUGCUCCCUGGCUUCUUCCUCUUCGUGGUUGAUCGUUACCUACGAUUCUUGCAAUCCGGGAAAAGAGCACCUUUAGUUUCUGCCCGAUUCUUGCCGGAUGAAUCUUUCGAACUCAACUUCGCCAAGAGUCCUGCAUUGAAAUACAAUCCAACAAGCGUCCUGUUCAUAAAUGUGCCCAGUAUUUCCAAGCUGCAAUGGCAUCCUUUCACUGUUACUUCAAACAGUAAUUUGGAGACAGAUAAGAUCAGUGUGGUCAUCAAAGGUGAAGGAAGUUGGACCAGGAAGCUAUACCAAGUCCUUUCAUCGCCUUCUACAAGUGAUCGGAUUGAGGCUGCUGUUGAAGGACCUUAUGGACCUGCUGCAACUCAUUUUCUAAGGCAUGACAGCUUAGUGUUGGUGAGUGGAGGCAGUGGCAUUACCCCUUUCAUAUCCAUAAUCCGGGAGCUAAUUUUUAUGUCCACAGCCUACCAAUGCAAGCUUCCCAAAGUAACCUUAAUCUGUGCAUUCAAACACUCUUCGGACCUCACAAUGCUAGACCUGAUUCUACCAAUGUCUAGCACCACACCAUAUGACAUGUCCAAUCUCCAGAUACAAAUUGAGGCAUAUGUGACAAGAGACACACAGCCGAAAGAAGACUCAAUGAACCUAAGAGCCAUAUGGUUCAAACCCCUUGAAAAUGAUGAACCCGUUUCAGCCAUUUUGGGUGCAAAUCAAUGGCUCUGGCUUGGCCUCAUCAUAGCAUCAUCCUUCAUGAUGUUCCUCAUCUUAAUUGGAAUCAUCACCCGAUACUACAUUUAUCCGAUCGAUCAUAAUUCCAAUAAGAUUUUUUCAUUUCCCUUAAGGGCUCUGUUAAAUAUGUUGGCUAUAUGUAUUUCCAUAGCUGCAACAGCUAGUGCAGUGGUGUUGUGGAACAAGAGGAGUAAUGCGAAGGAGUUGAAGCAGGUUCAGCACAUGGAAGCGUCAUCACCAAGCAGGGGUUCCGAGGUUUAUAAUACAGAAAGAGAGUUGGAAAGCCUUCCUCAACAGUCUCUUCUCCAAGCAACAAAUGUGCACUAUGGUCAAAGACCAGACCUCAAGAGGAUUCUACUAGAGUGCAAAGGAUCAAAUAUUGGGGUUCUAGCUAGUGGGCCGAAGAAAAUGAGGCAUGAGGUUGCAACCUUUUGUUCAUCUGAUUUGGCAGAAAAUAUGCAUUUUGAGUCCAUCAGCUUUAGCUGGUGA